Molecule: messenger RNA, 216 nt
Organism: Fomitiporia mediterranea MF3/22
Lineage: Eukaryota; Fungi; Basidiomycota; Agaricomycetes; Hymenochaetales; Hymenochaetaceae
Exons: 3
Coding region: 1-216 (71 amino acids)
Biological process (GO): attachment of spindle microtubules to kinetochore
Cellular component (GO): mitotic spindle; DASH complex
Source: RefSeq, a predicted model, not a curated record
AUGGAGAACCCACAUGCAGAGCGUCAAGCUGUUCUACUCGAAAGAAUAGUAAAGAACUCGGAGAAAUGCAUCGAAGUCAUUUCAGAACUCAACCACUGUUUAGAGGAGAUCAAUCGUGCGAAUAGAGACGUGCGAACUGCUGCUAGUCUUGUCACGAAGUACCGGAAGAACGUGCAGUACAACCUUGACGCCACUCGUAUUCAACGCGAAUCGUGA